UCAAUAUAUGAAAUACGAUGCUUAAUCCUCGUCUUUGAUUCCUUUGAAAAAAAAGAAAAAAUAGAAACUAAAGAGAAUGUCUCUUAAGAUAAUCAUCAUCAUGAUAAAAAUAUAUCAUAUUCCGCUUACCACAUUUCUAUUUCUAUGGCUAUUAGCUUCUUCUACGUCGGCUGAUAACAUCAGUAUUGGAGCUUCAUCCUCGAGUAGCAACUAUACCGGUAGCUUCUCGAAAAUGUAUGCUUUUGGAGGAUCAAGUACAGACACCGGAAAUGCCAACUCAAUGGGAACACUUAAAGAUAAUGUCGGUGGUUCUUCAUCACAUGAGGAUCCAAAGUCAUAUACCAAAGGGAGAUUAACUAAUGGCCGCCUCGUAGUUGACCACCUAAGCGACUCUCUUGGCAUACAUUCUCCUCUUCCAUAUCAAAGUGUUACAAGUGCUUCAUCAUCUAAAAGUAGUGGGAGUGCUUCAUUUUCUAGCAGCAGCAAUUCAUUUUCUUCAAGUAGUAACUCUUUUAAUUCAUCUUCAAAUAAUGAUGUUAGUAACUCAUCAUCAUCAAAGAGUGAUAAAAGUGGGAAAAAUACUUCGUCAACCAAGAGCGGCAUAAGGGAUUCACCAUCGCCAUCGUCAAGGACCAAUAUAGAUGCUUCAUCAUCGAAUAAUGUCAACAUGGAUGCUUCCUCAUCAUCAACGAGUAAUGCCAAUUCAUCAUCAUCAAAGAAAGACACAAAUAAUUCAUCUUCAUCACAAUCAAAGAGUAACACAAAUAAUUCACUAAAGGGAAAUACAAACGCAUCUUCGUCAAAGAGUCACAAAGGCGAUUUAUCGUCAGAGAGCAAUGCCAAGGAUUUAUCAUCAACAAACAACAAAGGUGUUAGUUCAUCUUCAAAAAGUAAUAUAGAUGAAUCAUCAUCAAAGAGUGACACAUAUCCUUCACCGUCACAAAAAAACAAGAAUACUUCGUCAUCAAAAAGUAACAUAGAUAGUGCCUCUUCAACAAGGGAAAGAGAUAGUUCAUCUUCAAGAGGUGAAACAAAUUAUUCAUCGUCGAAGGAGAACAAAGAUUAUUCCUCAUUGGAGAAUGACACAAAUGAAUUAUCAUCAAAGAAAAACAAAGGUUCUUCAUCAUCAAAGAGGGAAAAAGACGAUUCUUUUUCAAAGAAUAAAAAAGACAAUUCGUCGUUGAAGAGCAACAAAGAUACUUCUUCUUCAAAGAGAAAUGAAGAAGAUUCGUCAUCGAAUAACAACAAAAAUUCUUCAUCAUCAAAGAGUAGCGCAAAUGCUUCAUCAUCUAAGAGAAAUAAAGACUCUUCAUCAUCAAAUACUGAUAAAGAUGGAUCGUCACCAAAGAGUAAUAAUGACACUUCAUCCUCAAAGGGAGAAACCGAUUCAUCAUCAUCAAAAAGUAAAAAAAAUAAGAAUACAAACUUGACCUCAUCAAAAAGUGGUUCAGACUCAUCAUCGUCCGAUAAAAACAAAGGUACAUCAUCAAAGAGUGACAAAAGUGAUUCGUCCUCUAAGAGUAAAAAAGAAUCUUCAUCUUCAAAUACUGAUAUAGAUGGUUCUUCAUCAAAGAGUAAUACAGGCUCAUCGUCAAAGAGAGAAACGAAAUCAUCAUCAUCAAAAAGUAAAACAGGUAAGAAUACAGACUUGAAAUCAUCAAAAAGUGAUACAGACUCGUCAUCAUCGCAAAGCAAUAAAGAUAAUUCAUCAUCAAAGAGUGACAAAAGUGAUUCAUCAUUACAAAGCGAUAAAGAUAAUUCAUCACCAAAGAGCAUAAAAUCAAGAAUCAACAAAGGAACCUCAUCAUCAAAGGACAACAAAGGCACUACAUCGUCAAAGAGUAUAAAAGACACUUCAUCUUCAGAGAGUGACACAGAUUCUUCAACAUCGACGACUAAUAAAAAUACAUCAUCAUCAAAGAGUGACAAGGAUGCUUCCUCAUCAGUGGGUAAUGAAGACACAAAAUUAUCAAAGAGCAACAAUGACACGUCAUUAAGUACAAACAUACAUGAUUCUUCUUCAAAGAGUAGGGAAGCCACCACUUCAUCCUCAAAGAGUGAUAAUAAUUCUUCAAAGAUCAAUGAUGAAGCCUCGUUGAAGAAAAACAACAGUGCUUCAUUCUCCAAGACUAAUACAGAUGCUUCAUCCACAAAAAGCAAUUCAGAUGUUUCAUCCAAAAUGAGCAAUACAGAUGCUUCAUCCUCAAAAGAAAAUACAGAUGUUUCAACCUCUAGUAAUCACACAGAUGGUUCAUCCUCAAAGAGUAAUACUGAUGUUUCGUCUGCCAACAACAAUAUGGAUGCUUCAUCAUCAAAUACCAAUGCAAAUUCUUCAUCUUCAAACAUUAAUGUAGAUGAUUCAUCUUCAAAGAGCAAUGCAGAGGCUUCAUCUUCAAAUACUAAUGCAGACACUUCAUCUUCAAAGAGCGAUAAAACAUCUUCGAAGAAUAGUGCAAAUGAUUCAUCUACAAAGAGUAAUAAUGAUGCUUCAUCCUUAAAGAGUAAUACAGCUGAUUCAUCUUCAGAAAGCAAUGUAGAUAUUUCAUCAUCAAAGAGCAAUGCAAAUGAUUCACUUUCGAAGAUCAAUGCUGAAAAUUCAUCUUCAAAGAAAAACACAAGUGAUUCAUCCUCAAAGAGCAAUACAAAUUAUUUAUCCUCAAACAACAAUGCAAAUGAUUCAUCCUCAAGUAAUAUUACAGAUGCCUCUUCCUCAAAGAGCUAUUUAAAUGCUUCAUUUCCGAAAAGCAAUACCAGUUCUUCAUCAUCAACUAGUAAUGAACAUGAUGCAUCCUCAAACAACCACUCAAAUGAUUCACAGACAAAAAGUAAUACAGACGACUCAACAUCAAAAGAUGGUAAGGUGAAUCAUCAUCAAAAGAUGCUUCAUUAUCAAAGAACAAAAUGGAUGAUUCAUCAUCAAAUCAAAACAGCGGUAUUUCAUGGUCAAGUAGCAAUGCAGAUUCUUCAUGGUCAAGUAGCAGUAGUUCCUCGUGGUCAAACAACAUUGGAGGAGAUACAACAUCAAAUGGAGAAACAAGUUCUUCGAUCUCAAAUAACAAUAAUGAUGGCUUAAAUUCUUCAACAUCCAAUAAUAUUAAUGGCCAAGCAGAUGGAGCAUUCAACAAUACUACUAUUUCAAAUUCAGAGUCUGGAAUGAACUUUGCUAUUGCUGGAUCAACAUCUCUUUCUAGAGAGUAUUAUGCCUCCCAAAAAGCACAUUCAUUUAUUUGGCAAAGCAUUCCCCUUACUUUCCAAGCACAAAUAGACUGGUUCAACAAAUUCUUGCAAUCAAAGGGGUGUAAUAAUGCAGCCGAUGCACAUUGUAAAUCUGAGAUUGAGAAUGCACUUUUUUGGUUGGGUGCAGUAGGUGUUUCUGACUACUUCCGGAUUAGUGACCAAUCUGUGGCUUCUAUGCAUGGAAUAUCACAAUUAUGCAUUCUUCACACCUCAAAACUUAUGCAGUGCAGACCGUGCUGGACGCAGGUGCAAAACACAUAGUUGUACAAGGUUUACCACCCGUAGGUUGCUUUCCCGUCAGCAUAUCAUUAUGCCCAACUCACCUACUGGAUAAGAUGGGAUGUUCUACUAUCGUAAAUACAGCAAUAGACGUCCAUAAUAGGCUACUCCAAAAGAUGAUAGAGAAGUUUCGUAAACAAUAUCCUCAAAGCAAGAUCAUUUAUGCAAAUUACUGGAAAGCUUUUUUAACAAUAUAUAGUGACCCUCAAAAGUAUAAUUUUGACGAGACAAGAAAAGCUUGUUGUGGAGCUGGAGGAGAUCUUAACUUUGAUAAAGACAAGUUAUGUGGCACAUCUGAUGCAACUACUUGCUCCAAUCCUGAUAAAUAUAUAAGUUGGGAUGGCAUUCACCUCUCUGGAGCCAUGAACAAACAACUAGCCGAUCUUUUGCUCCACCAAGACUAUUGUGAACCUCCAUUUUCAGAGCUAAUUAGUAAGAGAAGUAGCUGAAUGCGGCAACAAAGGAUGUAGUAUAUUAUAUUGUCUAUUAUCGCCCCAGAUGUGUCUCAUCGUGUGAGCGAGCACAUAAUAGAAAAACAUUAUUUAAAUAGCUAGUUUUUGAAAAAGUAGCAUGAAGAAUGGAAAUGAUCCUUGUACAUAUUAAAAAGCAUAUGAUAACUAAUUUGCAUUUUUAAUCAUUCUUCCCUCGUGGAUGGUGUACUGUAAUUAAGGUGUCUUUUUAAAGCACUAGUAUAGUACUCGUGC
Molecule: messenger RNA, 4220 nt
Organism: Cuscuta europaea
Lineage: Eukaryota; Viridiplantae; Streptophyta; Magnoliopsida; Solanales; Convolvulaceae
Source: the annotation of a GenBank genome assembly